UCAUGUGACCAACCAGCAUGGCUAGCAUUUUGGAGUACGGUGCUAGUGGUUGUGCAUUCCUUUCGUUCGAAUGACUGGAAGAAGCCUCGGUAUGGAGCUACCGUAAGACGGAGGUGUGCCAUGGGUGCUAGAGACUCGAAGCCUUGUUCAAUUACCAAUGAGGAUGCUUCGAAAAGAGUGACUGAAUCUGAGCUGAAGCGGCUAAGAGAUGCCUUCAAGAGGGCAUCGAACCUUAGUGGCAUCAUCACCAGGCAGGCAUUCAUCAAGGAAGUGCUUGGCGAAUUUGUACCGCUCAAGCUAGCCGAGCACAUCUUCCAGGCAUGUGGUGGCACGAGCAAGGGCAUCACGUUCAAGGACCUACUCUGUGGCCUGGUGCUGCUCACACGAGGCACCCGCGAGGAGCGCAUCCGAUUUAUUUUCAACCUGUAUGCAAACGAAGGAGGCACACACAUCCACAAAAAUGACAUGAUCAAGCUGGUGCUUGCCUGCGAUGGCGGUUUCAUUCCCGAGGCGGUGGCUGACUGCUUUCUAGAGAGUGAGAAAGUGACCUUUGAGGAGUUCCAGGAAUGGCUUGAGCAGCACCCAGAUGCCACCUCCCUCACCAGAUGGCUUCUGAACGAACCAUCAUCGGUGACUCUGUCCAACGAUCUGGAGACGCCCACCUUCUACCAGACGCUGGCUGGAGUUACUCACCUGGAAGAGACGGACAUCAUAGAGCUGGAGAAGCGCUACUGGCAACUCAAGACUCAAUCCCGGACGGGGCGCUUUGACCUUGAAAUGCUCGGGCCACUCAUUUCACCACCUGUGCCUCCUGUUCUUUGCCAAGGGAUAUUCAACGCCUUUGACGAGAACAGGGACAACCACAUCGACUUCAAGGAAAUGGCCUGUGGUGUUUCCGCAUGCUGCAGGGGACCACUCACCGAGAGGCAGAAAUUCUGCUUCAAGGUGUUUGACCAGGACAUGGACGGUAUGCUUUCGCGGGAAGAGGUGGCCAACAUGCUGAAUCUCCUUCUGGUUCUUCACCAGGAAGAAAGAACUGACGAGCUGUUCCACUUGCAAAUGACUCCUGCAAAGACACAUGUGGAGCCAAUGAUUGAAGAAGUGUUUGACAAGCAUGACCCCAGCAAGACCGGUUUCAUUACCCUGGACGAGUACCUUGUAUGGACCGUCGGCAACAACCUUACCAUCAGUUUGCUCAACCUAAUGUUUCAAGUGUGCCAUGUUGUGUUUGGUCUGCGACCAUCUUCAAGGGAGGAGGAAGGCGACAUCGUCAGGAGUUGGCUCAGGAGAGAAGAGCGAAGGGGUCUAAAGCCCGGCCAAAUGCUCUACCUCAUUUCAAUAGACUGGUGGAAGUCAUGGAAUGACUAUGUGGACUGCAAGUUGCAGGCGGCAGGGAGUAGCACCACAUCCUGCGGUGUCAGCGGUGUCAAGGUGACCAGCCGUCUCCAGCGCAAAGUGGAAUCGAGUGUCGCUCGGUCAGCGACCGAUGAUGGAAGCGUUGUGCUGGCCAGUGUCACUAGCCUCGCCACUGACAGCCAUCAUUCGGUUGACCCCGUGAUUGCAUUUGACCCUGCUGCCAACUGCCCCAGUGUGCCAGGCUCACCCAAGUGCCCCCGGUUGUCCUCUGCUCUCCAGUGUCCAGAAUCUUCAUGUCCGUCAUCAUUAAACCCGUCUCCAAGUGUAUCUAGAAAAGUGGUUCCAGCAUUUGUACAGCGACCGCCAUCAAUUGACAACUCUGGUCUUGUUGUCCCCAACAGCGUAAAGGCAGCAGUUCUGACUGGUGAAGGUGGGCGUCUUGUACGUCCACUGACCCGUGGUAGGGACUUCGAGGCUGUGCCAGAGGCAAUAUGGCGGGCGCUGUUCCAGUGGUAUGGAGGCUCACCCGCUCUGCCUAGACAGUGCAUUCGCAGUGGUGGCAGCACACCAGAGCUGGAGCUGUACCCACCAUGCCUACGGCUGUGGCGCCACCAGCAGGCACAGUGUGGACCCCGACAACCGAAUAACAGCAGCUGGACGACGAUGGUUGGAAGUGUAGCAUCGGCCUACGUAGGUGGUGUAGCCCCUGGCCAGCCCAGCACAAGUCCAAAGAGGUACCUGGCUUACCAAGCAUCCUUCAGUAGGACAUCCACUCUGCGCCAGGUGUUUGAUUUUCUCUGCACCAGGCUGCGCCUAAGGCCAGAGGACACGCGUCUCUGGCAGCUGCAAGACGAGAAUAAUCUGUCUCCACUUGAAGAAGAAGGCUUUACGUUGGAGCAGCUUGGCAUUGAAGAUGGAGAACAAAUUCUUAUCGAAGUGAGGAACAAGGACCAGACAUGGCCAGAAGAAAUGUCUUGCAUAAUCAACUCCAAGGUGGACCAAAAGAACCAAGGUCCCACAGAGAAAGGUGCCACAGGCUUGAACAACCUCGGCAACACAUGCUUCAUGAAUGCUGCCCUUCAGUGUGUCAGUAACACACGGCCACUUACUCAGUAUUUUAUCAACGAAAAACACCUCUAUGAACUAAACAGAAUGAACCCAUUAGGAAUGAAAGGGCACAUUGCUAAGCGAUAUGGUGACCUUGUCCACGACCUGUGGAGCGGAACAUCAAAAACUGUUGCCCCUCUCAAACUAAGGUGGACAAUUGGGAAAUACGCACCUAGGUUCAAUGGCUUUCAGCAGCAUGACUCUCAGGAGUUGCUGGCAUUUCUCCUUGAUGGUCUACACGAGGAUCUCAAUAGGGUACAGGAAAAGCCAUACGUCGAACUGAAGGACAGUGCAGGGCGACCAGACGACGAGGUCGCUCGUGAGGCCUGGGAGAACCACGCCCUGCGCAACCGAUCUGUGGUUGUAGACCUGUUUCAUGGCCAGCUUCAGUCUACAGUCACCUGCAAGGUGUGCGGCCACACUAGCGUCCGUUUCGACCCUUUCAACUUCCUUUCGCUGCCACUGCCCAUGGAGAGCUGCGUGCACGUUGAGGUGGUUGUGGUACGACUGGACGGGAGCAUGCCCAUCAGGUAUGGUCUCCAACUGAACCCAGACGAGCGGUACCUGUCGGUGAAGCAGCAGUUGUCUCCCCUUUGUGGGCUGGCCCCACAGCAGCUGCUGCUGGCCGAGGUGUGGGGCGCCGUUGUGCGUGCCCUCCUGCCAGAUGAUCGUCGAGUGCAGGCUAUGACAGGUGGAGUAGCCCUGUACGCUUAUCAGGUGGCGCCACCUCUGGAGAACUUGGGCUUCUGUGAUGACGGCGGCACAUCUACAGUCACACCUCAUGUCCGUGAACCUCAGACACUCACCCAGAUACAGAGGAUGGUGGUUACUUGCGCCAACGGCCCGCACAGCAACAAGCCCAUGGCAAACGGUGUCGUCCCGUCGGGAGAUGGCGGCCUUGGGCUGUGUGGGUCACCCAUGGACAUUGGCAAUGCAUUGGCAGGUGCUGGGGAAGCCGUGUCUGCCUCUUGCCAGGUGACCACCGUGGGGUUGUUUUGCUGCAGCAGACUGGGUGGCAGCCGGUGUGGGCCCCGGGCCGUAAGCAGGGUCGCACAGAUGGCGGGGAGUGAGGGCCCACCCGAACGACCUGACACCCCUGGUUCGACAUCAUCUGGAGGUGCUCUUGCCUCGUGGAAUGGGGCGUACCCAGAGAUGUCGUCCGGCAUGAGCUCUAGCCUCACAAGCAAUUGCUCGGCAGCAGAUCUGUCUGACCUGCCUCGGCGGAAUUUCGUUGUGGCCUACCACCGUAAAAUGAUGAGGCAAGACGUCUACUUCCUGUCAUCCCAGAAGACGCGGCCGACACUUUUUGGUCUUCCUCUGGUGCUGCCUUGUCAUGACGGCACUAGUAGACAGGACCUGUACAGGCUUGUAUGGACCCAGGUGGCCCGACUAGUCUCUCCACUGCCACCAUCCGAGUCUACUGUGCCCAACCAUGCACAGGACUGUGAUGAUAGCCUUGGAUACGAAUACCCGUUCACGUUGAAGGCUGUUCACAAAGAUGGAUUCAUGUGUGCCUGGUGUCCUUGGUACAAAUUUUGUCGUGGCUGCCCAAUCGACUGUGAUGAUGCGGACUUCAACUUCAGCUCUCUGUACCUGUCCAUUGAUUGGGAUCCAACUGCAUUGCACCUGAGGUACCAAGCUUCUCAGGAGAGGGUGUAUGUGGACCACCCAAGUGUAGAGCGAACACAACAGCAGAAAGUGGAACCCAUCAGCGUGCAUGACUGCUUGGCGGCUUUCACCAAAGAAGAGCAACUGGGUGAUCGUGAGAAGUACUACUGCUCGCGUUGCAAGCAGCAUCAACUGGCCACCAAGAAGCUGCAAAUAUACCGGCUGCCACCCAUAUUGAUCAUCCACCUGAAACGCUUCCAACUGCUCAAUGGAAAGUGGGUCAAGUCGCAGAAAAUUGUGCGUUUCCCCUUCAAAGAUUUCGACCCAACUGACUACCUGUCACCUGUGCCGCGCAAGGCGGCACUCAGCUUUCGACGCUACCAGCAGGCAGUGCCGCAGAAGGCCUCCUCCCCUCUAGUCAAGCGGCUGGCCCCUGAGCUGCCAUCACGGUCCAGCCUAGCAAGCCCAGUUCGCAGCCGGCCUGACGUCGCCGAACUGCGCUCCACUUCCGCUUUCUCUGCCGCCUCUCAGGCACAGGCAGCAUCAGGUGUCGCAGCAGUUGGCUCAUCACCUCACAAUGGUGCACCGCUGUUGAACGGUGACAUUGACACUGGCGGUGGUGGUGAGCCUCAAGACCAUCACAAGCAUCGGCUGCAUCCCGGGUACAGCCCGCUCGACCUCAAGUACCAGAUGUACGCCCUAGCAUGCCACACUGGCAUUCUGGGGGGAGGGCAUUAUGUCUCUUAUGCUUGCAAUCCAAACAACAAAUGGUACUGCUACAAUGACAGUAGUUGCAAGGAAGUUCAGCUGGAUCAAAUAGACUCUGACUCUGCAUAUAUGUUAUUCUAUGAGCGAGAAGGCAUCAACUAUGAGGCAUACAUGCCGAACACAGAAGGCAAAGUUCCCGACGCGAGGGACAUCGACGACGAGUUUGAAAGUGACUUCCGCAAAAUGUGCGUCUUGCAGUAGGCACUAGGUCGGCAAGGAUUGUUCCUUGCCUUCUUGCUCCCAGACUCACGUUGGUGUGAAAAUCUUUAAAAAAAAAAUUGACUCUAAAAAAUGCCAUGUUCAGGCAUGCCAUUCCUGUGGAAAAGACGACGCACUUGUACCAGGCUCGGAUUUGAUGAGCCCUCCCAUUUCUUGUGUUUGGCUCAAUUUGCAUCUUUGUGAAGUGGGUGGCACUAUAUUGCGUUUUAAACAAUAGUUGUGCUAUACCAACCCCAGCUUCCCAAUUUUCUAAAUGCCUUUAAAGCUCUCUGAACUCUGCAAUAUACACAUGUGCAUCAAGAUUUUCUUCUUUUUUUUUCCCUUCUGUACAAAGAAACGAGCGCGAGAUGUAGUAGAAUGCUUGCAGCUGUGCUGGUUCAUAAAGCUGACAGGAGUGUGUUGUGGUUGCAGACUUAAAUCAUGGCAGGAUUUACCUGUAAGCCAUCAUUGGGUGGACGAAAUGAAUCGUUUUUAUUUUGUGCACUUUCUUUUUCUCUUAAGCCAUUGCAGUCAGUGUCAAUGCAGAGGUAUAACUUGUGCCGCCACAAGGAGGAAAUGCUGCCACGGAAGUCAUGCUAGUUGUGUGCUAGGUCAAUUUUCUAAUCAAAAAAGUCAGUUUUCUGGUGUUUUUACAUUUUUUUUAGAAAGAGCAAAUGGCAAGGUUUAAUAUAAAGAGAAACGAAUGCUUAAUAAAUGUACAUAUAUAUAUACACACUACAUGAAGAUUAUACAUAAUUAUGCAUAUCUGUGCUGCCUGUUUUGAAGAGCCGGCCAUGGAAGUGCCCAUUAAUGUGAUAUGGCAGACCUUCUGUUUUUAUUGCGGCUUUCAUUAGUUUGUUGCUUGAAGAGAGGCUGUGCAGGUAUAGUCUAUUGUGAGUGAAGAUGGAAAAAGUAUUAAAAAUACUCGUUGCCAC
Rhipicephalus microplus (southern cattle tick) is the source of this 5972-nucleotide messenger RNA. It is a transcript of the gene Usp32, whose product is annotated as Ubiquitin specific protease 32. The record is from RefSeq and is a predicted model, not a curated record. Gene Ontology annotation, molecular function: cysteine-type deubiquitinase activity; calcium ion binding. Gene Ontology annotation, biological process: protein deubiquitination. NCBI's taxonomy places the organism in Eukaryota, Metazoa, Arthropoda, Arachnida, Ixodida, Ixodidae. Gene Ontology annotation, cellular component: Golgi apparatus.